CCUUGCCGUUUUUCCUGGCGGCUGACAUGAUUUUUUUUCUCUGGGAACUUCGCGGCUCAUUCCCAUCCGGUAGGUCCAAGGGGUGCCUGGGAUCUGAUCUGAUCUGACCUGCUCGACACUCUCUCGCUGCUUUCUCAAACCCAGUCCAAUCGUUUACCCGCCUCGCUGGAACUUCGGUCGCGGAGGUGGUUUUCACCUCCUGGUGUAUAGGUAUAUCUAAAGCCUUUGUUGCCCCCUUUGGUCUUCCCACAUUGGCAAAGAUCAAGACGCCUCUUCCAAGAAACCAGGAGGACUUAAUUGUCUCGAGACGCCGACAGAGGCAAGCCAGCCAUGCCUCAACAACAGACCGCCAACGGCCCAGGCAAGCCUCACCCUGCUAAGCCCACAAACAAAGUCGGCUCGAAGCCCAUACCACCAUUCGAUAUCGACAACUACCUCAAUCCUUUCAUCCCGCGUAACCCCCUGCGAUUCUUGCCUUCCUGGGUCUCAUACUGGUUCGGCUACCGCUCUCCAUCAUCCACAGUUGCACAUCACCCCUGCCUCUGCUUCCUCCCCGCUUCAUACCUCGAGUACUUCCAUCCGUCGGAGUGGUUCUACACCUACCACCUCCACACCUUCUUCCUCUACCUCUCGAUCUUGGUCGGCGCGUUCUGCGGCGUCGCCAUCAUCGAAAAUGUCUUCCUCGCGCUCCCCCAGCUGUCGGGCCACACCGUCCCCAUUGUCAUAGCGUCGUUCGGCGCGGCGGCGAUCCUGGAGUACAACACCAUCGAAUCGCCGCUGGCUCAGCCUCGGAACCUGGUGUUCGGCCACUUUCUGUCCGCCAUCGUUGGCGUGGGCAUCACCAAGCUGUUUCUGUUGCUGCCGCCCGACCGGUUUGAGGAUCUGAGGUGGCUCGCGGGCGCGCUCUCGGUCGGGUGCGCGUCCAUCGCCAUGAGCUUCACAAAGACCAUCCACCCGCCCGCCGGCGCCACGGCGCUGCUGGCCGCGACGAACGUGGAGAUCCAAGACCUGGGAUGGUGGCUACUGCCCCUUGUCCUGCUGGCGGCCAUGCUGAUGCUGGCCAGCGCGCUGGUGGUGAACAACUUCUCUGGCCGGCGCUACCCGGUGUACUGGUGGACGCCGGUGGACCUGAAGCACCUCCGGGAGGAGAGGCGGAAGGCGCGGUUGGCCCGGAAGUUGCUGGAGACCGGGGAGGUCGAAGGGGAUGUCGAGAAGGGCGCCGAGUUCGUGCCGUCGGCGGAGGACCUUUCGGACACCACCACCGAGACGGGCGGCGCCGACAGCGACAUUGCUGGCACCGACGCCACAUCCCCCGAAAUAACCAGGAGCAUCAGCCGCGCGGUGACCUUCUCCUCGGCCGACCGUGUCCCGCACCCGAUCGAGGUGGAGAAAAAACGAACCAAGUCAUCGAGCAAGAAGUCCCGCCGCGAGCAGGAGCUCGGCGAGGAGGUUGUCGAAGGCGCAAGCAUCCUGAUCUCGCCCACCCGCAUGAUCGUGCCCGAGUGGCUCGACCUGAGCGACUGGGAGGACGAAGUCCUCCGUAUCCUGAUGGUGCGGAUGAAGGAGCACUCGUCUUCUUCCUGACACCGGGAUUGAAUUGAAUUGCUCAAGCCGAGAAGAACUGACAAACAUGAUUCUGGUGAAAAACCAUGAGUGGGUCUGAUGGUCGUUAUCGUGUGGAUUGUACUUGUACGAGGGCUGGGCUGCCCACAAGGAGAGCAGUCUUUUGAUACCCCCCCGGUGUUUUGCAACUUUGCAUUCAUAGCCAGGCGCCUGUAUUUUUGUUAGUAUAGCAUUGCAUGGCAUGGCAUGGUAUGAUCUGGGCUUGAACUUGAGCGUGAGCAUAUUAAGCGGGACGAACAGAGAGAGAAAACUAAAAGGGAUGGACACAUCCAGACUGUCCCCCGGGUGGGAGGGCACAUUCGGGAGAGACAGAAGUUAUACAGUACAUAUAGCCAUACCCAAGCAUAUUAGGAUAGAGCUCUAAUAUGGAAGUACGAGCCGAG
Cladophialophora immunda is the source of this 2006-nucleotide messenger RNA. RefSeq lists its product as uncharacterized. The transcript has a single exon. The record is from RefSeq and is a predicted model, not a curated record. Lineage: Eukaryota; Fungi; Ascomycota; Eurotiomycetes; Chaetothyriales; Herpotrichiellaceae. The coding region runs from base 331 to 1584 and encodes 417 amino acids.